GUUAAAACGAAGUGGUUGCUAGAGGGACCGUAUACGCUUCUGUUUCUCUAAAAAGUUAAUAUUAAUCUUCGUAGUGAAAACAGAGAAAUGACCGUGAUCAACGGGGUAUAAAGCAAAGGCAACCAUGACUGAUAUUCGGCGGUCACUGCUGCGUCGGGAUGCCCUAAGCGCGGCCAAAGAAGUACUCUACCAUCUGGACAUUCAUUUCAGCAACCAGCUCCAGAACACUGCCGCCCCUGUGGUAGACAACGGAAGCGUCGAGUUGGUGGAGGAGUUUGUGUUCAACAUGUCAAAGGACCGGAGCGUGCAGCGAAAGAAGAUGACGUCUCUGCAGGAGCUGCAACUGCUGGAGAUAACAUGCAGCUACUUCCAGGAGCAGGGCAAAGACUCGCUCCGCCAGAUCAUCUUCUCUGCCCUCUUCAGCCCCCAGUGCAACGUGGCCGACGACCGCAGGAUGGCCAUGCUGGGCAAACUGGUGUCCAUGGCCGUCGCCGUGUGCAGAGUGCCUGUUCUGGAGUGCGCCGCAUCCUGGCUGCAGAGAAGCCCCGCCCCCCACUGCAUGCGGCUUGCCACGGUGCUGGUGGAUGACUACUGCAGCUCGGCGCCCAGCCCCGCCCACGCUCUCAGGGACAUUGUUUCUGUCAGCCCCCGCUUCUGCUGCCAGUUUAUCACUGCGGUUACCGCCGUCUAUGACCUCUCCACAGAUGACCUGAUCCCUUCCUCCGACCUGCUGGAGAUGGUGGUCACAUGGGUCCACGAUAACCCCCGUCUGACCCUACUGACCUUCCUGGGCGCGCCCAUCCCCUCCAGCCGACCCCCUGGUGCCCUGGACCCCACCCCGCUGCUGGGGCUCGUACGCUGGUGCAUCAAGUCCCCCCUGGCCUACAAGAGACACAGGAAGCCCUUGCAGGCCCCCGACUCGGGGGCCGCGCAUGCCUUGGGCCCCGCGGAGGGAGGCAGGGACCCCAGGUCCCUCUACUCCAUGCUCCACCUCAGCGUCCUGCAGAUCCUGGUGUCCCUGCGAGCAGACCUCACGGAGCUUCAGCUGUACGGGCGGGUGGGGGUGAUGUCACUGGAGCACGUGGCCAAGCUGGUGGGAGAGCUGGCCUACCUGGUGGAUGAGCUGAACCCCGGCGACUCUACCGCUGAAACAGAGCUCUCGCUGAACAGGCUGGCGCAAGCCCUGCAGGUCGCCAUGGCAGGGGGAGCGCUGCUCUGCUCCAGAGAGGACCUGAGGUGCCUUUGCUCCAGACUGCCGUACAAUAGCCUGCUGCAGCUGGUGAAGUCAGGCCCCUUCUUACCGGCUUCUCACCCUGGUUUCCAGCAGGAGACGUACCCCCCUGUCCACACACCUGUACAGGACUGUCCCUCCCAGCCUGUCUCCAAUCCACGCGUAUAACACAUAAUCCUCUUCUACCCUACACACUGCGUUCUGCUCUUAAAAUGUACCCCCACUCCAAAGAAAUACUGCUUUCCAGCCAUAACACACACCUCUUCUACCCUACACACUGCAUUCUUCUCCUAACACCCCCCCUCCCAUAACACUGCUUUCUGCUCAUAACCUGUACCCUCCUCUUCUCCUGCCAUACACCGCCCACAUUCUGCUCAUAACCUGUACCCCUGUCUCCUCCUGCCACACACAUUCUGCUGAUAACCUGUACCCUCCUCUUCUCCUGCCAUACACCGCACACAUUCUGCUCAUGACCUGUACCCCUGUCUCCUCCUGCCACACACAUUCUGCUGAUAACCUGUACCCUCCUCUUCUCCUGCCAUACACCGCACACAUUCUGCUCAUAACCUGUACCCCUGUCUCCUCCUGCCACACACAUUCUGCUGAUAACCUGUACCCUCCUCUUCUCCUGCCAUACACCGCACACAUUCUGCUCAUAACCUGUACCCCUGUCUCCUCCUGCCACACACAUUCUGCUGAUAACCUGUACCCUCCUCUUCUCCUGCCAUAUACCGCACACAUUCUGCUCAUAACCUGUAACCCUGUCUUUCGUGCCAGCGGUGGCCUUGGCUAUUCUCACUGCCUCGUGUGCAGGCAUGGACCUGUGUCCCAAAGGCUGUGCUGCACUUUUUAAGCGUUUUGAAGGAAAAGGAUUUACACAUACUACAGUAUUCCCUUUGGAAUUGAAUUAAAUGGAAAUCUUGGGUCAAAAGUCCUCAGCAGUUUCAAAUAAUAGAGAAAAAAUGACUUGAAAUUGCCAGACAAUAUGUUGUUUUUAUUUAUUUGAUUUUACCUUUUUUAAAGCAAAACACUGUACUGGUUUGUAUGAAGAGAAAUUAAAGAUCAGAAUUUGAA
Molecule: messenger RNA, 2305 nt
Organism: Conger conger (European conger)
Lineage: Eukaryota; Metazoa; Chordata; Actinopteri; Anguilliformes; Congridae
Product: integrator complex subunit 15-like
Exons: 7
Coding region: 125-1399 (424 amino acids)
Source: RefSeq, a predicted model, not a curated record